Molecule: messenger RNA, 2093 nt
Organism: Linderina pennispora
Lineage: Eukaryota; Fungi; Kickxellomycota; Kickxellomycetes; Kickxellales; Kickxellaceae
Exons: 3
Coding region: 303-2093 (596 amino acids)
Source: RefSeq, a predicted model, not a curated record
ACGAAUACCACUCGAAAUUGCCAAGUGCCCGCUCAAAACGGCGGGUUUGGGUAACAAUCUCCUGACGGUGAACUGUGAGAAAGAAACCAGACCUUUUUUUGUGCCAUCUGGACCAAGCCAUUGAGGGCAUUGAAAGGAGCCAAUUGAGCCAGAUCUGUCCACCUGAGCACAAAAUUCCAAUAUAAUAAGAGGUUGCAGAGUACAAAACAGCAACUUUUCGACUUUUUCACUCCUCCUCCUUCGCUUCUCUUCACCUCUUUCCAUUUGUAAAAAAGUUCUUCCGUUUUACAUUUGAAACUACAAUGAAGGCGAUAUACGCUUCUCUGCUUUUCCUUGCAGUGACUGCUGCACAGUCUAGCAACAACGAGGAUGCUGCUUCAGCAGCCGCCGUGGCGUCCGCUCAGACCAGCGCCUCUCCUGAAUCAGCCGCCCCGACCAGUGCGACGACCCCUGAGUCAGCCGCUCAGCCCGAGUCAGCCGCUCAGCCCGAGUCAGCCGCUCAGCCCGAAUCGUCCGCCCAGCCUGAGUCGUCCGCUCAACCCGAGCAACCGCCUUCCGAAUCACCCGACUUCUCGAAGCACUGCUCGAACAACGGUGAAUCACUGUGUGCCUCAGACGCCGAUAACAAGUUCUGGUCCUGCACCGACGGCAAAUGGACACUGAUGACUUGCAGCAACAACGAUGUUUGCGGACAGUCGAGUGACAACAAGGCGGUAUGCCACGACCCCAGUAAGCCGAUCGAAAAGCCGGAGCAGCCGCAGAAGCUGGAGCCUUGCGAUAAUGUCGGCGACGGCAAGUGUGCUUCUGAUGGCAAGAACAAGUACUACACAUGCACGGACAAGGGAUGGCAGCUGCUGACAUGCGAUGGAGACACCAUUUGCGGCCAGUCUUCGGAAAAUGCUGUUGUGUGCCACGACCCUAACAAGCCACUUGAGAAGCCGGAGCAACCGCAGAAGCUGGAGCCUUGCGAUCAUGUCGGCGACGGCAAGUGUGCUUCUGACGGCAAGAACAAGUACUACACAUGCACAGACAAGGGAUGGCAGCUGCUGACAUGCGACGGAGACACCAUUUGCGGCCAGUCUUCGGAAAAUGCUGUUGUGUGCCACGACCCCAACAAGCCACUUGAGAAGCCGGAGCAACCGCAGAAGCUGGAGCCUUGCGACACUGUCAACGCUACCAUGUGCGAUAGCACCAACAAGUCCAAGUUCUUCAAGUGUGUGGACAACAAGUGGAUGAACAUGGCCUGCGACAAGGGCAAUGUGUGCGCGAUCCGCAACAGCAAGGUCCAGUGCAUGGACCAGGCCACGGCCGACGCCCCUGUCGACUACUGCAAGACUGACAAGGCGACUCGUUGCGCAGCCGAUAACAAGAAGGUUUUCCAGGUGUGCACUGACGGGUACUGGCAAAACUCGACUUGCAGCGACAACAACUACUGUCUGUUUAAGAACGACAAGGCCACUUGUGUUGACAAGGCAGCAUCCGAGGCAGUCCAGGUGCCGUGCCGUACCGAGAACGCAACCCAGUGCUACGAUGGGCAGAAGAAUAUGUACCAGGUAUGCAUCGACCACUACUGGACAAACUCUACCUGCGCCAAGGACACGUACUGCCUGUUCCGCAAUGGAAAGACCACUUGCGUCGAUAAAGCCACUGCUGAAGCCCCAGUUCAGCCGUGCACCACUGCCAAUGCUACGCGCUGUGUCGACGACGACGACUCGAUCUUCCAGAUCUGCAUCAGCGACUACUGGACCAACUCGACUUGUGACUCGGGCAACGUCUGCGGGAUGAAGCAGGAUGUCCCCGACCAGCCGUGCAAGAAGGACAAGGCAACACAGUGUAUCGAUGGCAAGCCAAGCAUGUACCAGAUGUGCAUCGACAAGCUGUGGCAGAACAUGACUUGCACUUCGGGUAACGUUUGCCGCAUCAAGGACGACAAUGUUGUCUGCGUUGACAAGGAUGCAGCAACUUCGGAAACCAAUGUGUACUCGGGCGUAGACCAGUCCGCCUUCAUCCCCAGCGCUGGAUCAGCCGACGUGAUCAUGUCAGUUGCCCUGAGUGCCUUCCUGGCAAUCAGCACCAUUGCUUUUGUCGUUUAA